Messenger RNA from Saccharomycopsis crataegensis, 795 nucleotides. Its product is annotated as pyridoxal phosphate homeostasis protein. NCBI's taxonomy places the organism in Eukaryota, Fungi, Ascomycota, Saccharomycetes, Ascoideales, Saccharomycopsidaceae. The record is from RefSeq and is a predicted model, not a curated record. Gene Ontology annotation, molecular function: pyridoxal phosphate binding. Bases 1 to 795 code for a protein of 264 amino acids. The transcript has a single exon. Gene Ontology annotation, cellular component: intracellular anatomical structure.
AUGAUUAAAAGAGUCAUGGAAGCCGCAGGAAAACCGUUGGUCAAGGCCACCGCCCAGAGAACUCAAGAGCUUGUUGGUAAUUACGACGCCAUUGGUGCUCAAGUCGCCGAGGCUUGCAAGAAAUAUCAGAGACCACAGUCACAAGUUCGAGUGUUGCCAGUAUCAAAGUUCAAGCCAGCUAAUGAUAUUUUGGCAUUGUACGAAACCAAGGGUCUUAGAAACUUUGGGGAAAACUAUGUCCAAGAGUUAGUGGAAAAAUCCCAAAUAUUGCCAGAAGACAUCCAAUGGCACUUUAUUGGUAAUCUUCAGAGCAAUAAAGUCAAGCACUUGGCUACCGUGAAGAACUUGUUUGUUAUUGAAUCUGCCUCAGGCUACAGUAAGAUGAAGAAGUUGAAUGACUUGAGAGAAGAGUCUUGGCCUAUUACCAAUGUGUAUUUCCAAAUUAACACCUCCGAUGAGGCGCAAAAAGGUGGUUUAUCAUAUGACGAAGUUGACAAGAUCGUGGAAGAGAUUAAAAACAUUAACAAAUCAUGCGCCAAGCUUGCUUUCAAGGGAUUUAUGACUAUUGGUUCCGUUGGUCAAUCUACCAAGCAUGAUGGGUCAGAAAAUACUGACUUUGAAAAAUUGGUGAACUUGAGAAAACAGGUUGCAGAAAAGUUGAAUAUUGAGGAAAAUGAACUUGAUUUGUCCAUGGGUAUGAGUAAUGAUUACGAAGAAGCUAUUAGACAAGGUACCAACCAAGUUAGAAUUGGAACCAACAUUUUUGGUGCUAGAGAUUAUUCCAAAAAAAACUAA